GGUCCAAUAACUUAUCGAUGGUUUCUGCUACUGGAGAAAAUGAAAGGGAAUCCACGUUUGCUACCGCUAAAGCGAAUGAUUGUCGAUCAGGCUAGUAGUGGUUGCAGUUGUGGGGCGCCGAUAUUCACAUUCACUUUUAUAACGAAUUUGCAUAUGCUGGAGGGAAAACGUCCUCGAGAAGCGUUGCAUAAAGCGAGCAACGAGAUUGUUCCUGUUAUGAAAACAAAUUACAAAGUAUGGCCAUUCGCGCAACUCUUCAAUUUUUAUGUGCUGCCGUUACGUUACAGAGUUGUAUUUGUGCAAUUCAUAGGACUAUUUUGGAAUAUGUACUUAUCAUAUGCUACGCAAGCUGAAGUUAAAAAAGGCAAACGAAGCAAAGAGGAAAAUUAG
Molecule: messenger RNA, 390 nt
Organism: Gongylonema pulchrum
Lineage: Eukaryota; Metazoa; Nematoda; Chromadorea; Rhabditida; Gongylonematidae
Source: the annotation of a GenBank genome assembly